This is a messenger RNA of Cydia amplana, 441 nucleotides long. RefSeq lists its product as uncharacterized. Bases 1 to 441 code for a protein of 146 amino acids. Lineage: Eukaryota; Metazoa; Arthropoda; Insecta; Lepidoptera; Tortricidae. The record is from RefSeq and is a predicted model, not a curated record. The transcript is spliced from 3 exons.
AUGGGCGAGGGUUCUGUACAAAAUAGUAGUAGAUUUAAUUUAGACGAAAAAGAAUCAGACUCCGAAAGUUGUGCUAGUGAAAAAUCAUUGAGCGAGGUUGAAAACGGUAAUGAAUUAGAAAUUUCAGAUUAUAAUUUACUAUCUAGUAAUGUGCACAAUCUCUCGCUCUUGGUUGACGAGGUGAAAAAAUAUGGAAUCCUUCAAAGCUUUAACGCGUACCCCUUUGAAAAUAAACUUUUCUGCAUAAAAAAAAUGGUCAGACAAGGAAACAAAGCACUUCAACAAGUAGCUAGAAGAAUAAAUGAAAUGGCUUUAGUGGAUAUUGACAGGGAACCUAAUAAGUCUAAAAAUAGUUAUAAAGUUUCAAACAUUAAGUGUAAGCUCGUCAGCGUUUUGUUAGACACAAAUUUAUAUUUUGUGCCAUUACUACAUACUUUAUAA